AUGACACAAAGAAAGUUUUGGGCUGCUUUAUGCAUAUUGGAUGAAAGAGUCAUUGAUGGUAGUUCUUAUUACUUAAUUCAAUGGGAUGGAAGCGAUAAGGGCGGAAAUCCUUGGAUUCCAACUUGGGAACCCGGAGAAAAUUGCACACAAACUUUAAUCAACGACUGGAACACGAGAAGACUUGAAACCAAAAAAGGAGAUCGAUAUCAUCGUGAAAAUUCUUCUGCAUCAGAUUCAACUGUAACUAAUGGAUCAGAACUGCGUUGUUCAGAUGCUAUGGCUUUAGGAGAUGAACUACCAUUUAAAUGCAGCAAUAGUUCUAAUGAAUCUUUAAUCGUGAAUCAAGAUAACCCUAAUAGCGUGAGCUAUGAUCCACAGCAACUACUAAAAAGGACACAGACAGAAUUGCAAUCUCAAAGUCUUGUUGGCGAGAAGGGAAUAAUUUAUCGUGCCAGUAAGAAAAAUCGAACACAAGAAUCACUUAUUUGUGAAGAAAGUCGCAUCUCAUCUGAUGAAAAUAAUAAAUUUUCAUGUCAAAGAUCUUUUGCUCAACCAGUUGACACUUUUAAAAUACAAUCAUGCUCUUCACAGACGCAGAUAAGCUCACAAGAUAUAUCAACACAAACUGAACCCUUAGUAUAUCAUAAUAACUCCGAUUUCAGUGAUAAAAAAAUGCACCCAAAUCUGUCUUCUCAAAAUCAAACGCCAGUAUCUCUUGAGGAAUCUUCGCAAAAUGUUUCGCCUUUGGCAAACAAUGGUACUAAAUGUGCCUCUCCAACAUCUCCUGGUUUGAAUUCAAAUCUAUCAAAUAAGGAUCCCUUACCUUUUGUGAAAGAACUUCAAAACAAAGCUGAUACUAUCGCAAUUUUGUGUGAAGAACGCGAUCACUUCCAAAAAACAUUGGCUCAAAUCAAAAGGAACUGGCAAAUACAGCAAGAAAAGGCUAUUAAUCUAUCUAAAGAGAACGAGAAAUUCAAGCAACAACUUCAACAGCAAACUAGAGAAUAUGAAAAGAUACGUUUCCAAAGUUUAUGUUAUCAACAAAGUAUUCAACAAUUACAAGAACUUUGUAAAUGUAAUAGCGAAAAAGAUGUUCAGCAUAGAUUAGAGUUGGAAGAAUCAAGGCGAAAAUAUGAAAUUAUUCGUAAAAAUGACAGUAAAGUAAUUGAAGAACUAGAAAAAUCGACAAAAAUCAUGGCCACGGAAAAUCUAAAACUUAAGCAGGAGCUCGAAGAAAUUAAAACUUUGAAAGCAAGUAUGUCAUAUAUGGAUAAAUCAUUCCAAGAUUUUAUGAUCACGGACAAUCGGGAUUUAUUAAUCGAAAAUUCAUUCGAUACCGAGAAAAUAUACUCGUCGACUAAUAAGAAGCUACAACAAUCAUCUGUUGUAAAACCAUCCUAUGAUUAUGAAACUUUGUUAUCAGAAAAUAAACGUUUAGAGUCUGAUAUAAAAACUUUAAAUCUUCAAAGUGUGCUUCAACAACAAAAUAUGAAAUUAAUGGAAGAAAAGUUGUUGUAUAAUGAUUCAACAUUGCGAUUUUUUAUGGAUCUUCAUAAAGUUG
Dentiscutata heterogama is the source of this 1561-nucleotide messenger RNA. The record is from the annotation of a GenBank genome assembly. NCBI's taxonomy places the organism in Eukaryota, Fungi, Glomeromycota, Glomeromycetes, Diversisporales, Gigasporaceae.